UAAACACACCCACGUAAACUGUAGAAAAGGCCCCAUUUAACUGUCGAAGAUGUGCAUAAAAGAUUUAUUUCACCUUUUCUGCACUGCUUGAAAGUGUCCUCCAAGUGCAUUGGGAAGAUGCUGGCUCUGAUAUUCCUCUGAGAAUCAUCUAUCUGCCACACCCAUGAGCCCAGUAGUCCUCUAAUCUCCAGAGCCCAUGCCUUAGGGAAUGUCUAUUGAUGGAGCAGCCAGCUAUGCUUUUAUUUAUAAGCUCCAUCACGGCUCCAUCAUAAGAUCCACAGGUGCAUUUGGACUUGUUAGUCCAUUAAGCUUCUGAAACCCUGGCUGACAUUUGUAGAUUUCAGCCUUGUUAGAAAAAAAGAUUACCGAUGUCUAUAGUUUCAAGGUGUGAUCACAAAUGAUUUGCCCAUGAUAAGAUUUUAUGACAAGUCCUAUUGGGUUGUGGAAUGCAAAUCAGGCCUAAAUGUUAGCAUUUUACUAUUUGUAUGGACAAAUAUGAAGAACAACUGAUCGAGAUCACUACACGACAUGUAGGCCUAUUAUGUUAUUCAGUAAAAAAAGCGCAAUGUUGUAAUGUUGCAUAGUAAAAAGAUUUUGAGAUCAUCACAUGGAUUUGAAGUGUUUGAACAGUGUGGCCUCAUGCUUCACGUCAGAAGUUCUCUACCUGUGGGGCUACCCUGGGCGGAGCAUGGUGGGGGCAGCAAGAUGUUUGCAGGAGAGUGCACAGGAGUUCAGCAGGGAAGUAUAUUGUCAAUGAAAGAGGAGAGGAUUCUUACAGGUGGGGUGUAGGGAGGGAAGGCAUUUUUGAACAUUUUCAGGUUUUCCUUUGGUACAAAAGGGGUCCCUAGUUUGAGAAGCACUGUUUGCUGUGUAACCCUGCCGUGUGAGAGAGACUGAGACAUCUCAGAAGCAGAGGUGACUCUCCUCGCCUCGAGGUCCUCUGAUUCCCUCCUUGAGCUGCAGUUGUUCCCUGCCUAAGACUUCCACUAAUGCCACAUGCCGAUCCCAACACCACACUCCACCCACGUUCACAAGAAGCUUGGACCCAAAUAUAGGUGACUGCUCUGGUUCAGGCAGAGCCAGGGGGAGGCCUAUAAAAGAAGUCCACUCCAUCCACAUCUUCCAACUGGCCCUGCUGUUAAGGAGAGCAUCCCUUCUGCUGGGACAUCCAAGACUUCAAACUGCCAAUCCACUGUUUCUGAAAUCCAAGGGAAAGGUGAACAUUUUGUGUGAUAUCUGACCUCUGACCCUGGCCUCCUCCAAGUGUGUGUGGCGACGAUGAGCUCUGACGCCGAGAUGUCGGUGUUUGGGGAGGCCACCCCGUACCUGCGGAAGUCAGAGCGGGAGAGGAUGGAGGCCCAGAAUGCAAAGAUGGCCGUGUUUGUGGCUGAGCCGAAGGAGCUGUACGUUAAAGGCACCCUCCAAGGCAAAGAGGGAGGGAAGGCAACCGUUACAACUGAGGCGGGACACACUUUGACAGUGAAGGAGGACCAAGUCUUCCCCAUGAAUCCCCCGAAGUUUGACAAGAUUGAGGACAUGGCCAUGAUGACCCACCUCAACGAGGCAUCUGUGCUGUACAACCUCAAAGAGCGCUACGCAGCCUGGAUGAUCUAUACGUAUUCCGGGCUGUUCUGUGUGACAGUCAAUCCCUACAAGUGGCUUCCAGUGUACAACCAGGAAGUAGUGGUGGCCUAUAGGGGGAAGAAACGCAUGGAGGCUCCGCCCCACAUCUUCUCCAUCUCUGACAACGCCUAUCAGUUCAUGCUCACUGAUCGAGAAAAUCAGUCUAUCCUGAUCACUGGAGAAUCCGGUGCAGGAAAGACUGUCAACACCAAGCGUGUCAUCCAGUACUUUGCGACAAUCACAGUAUCUGGGGACAAAAAAAAAGAAGUUGCAUCCUCUGGCAAAAUAAAGGGGACACUGGAGGACCAGAUCAUCUCUGCCAACCCUCUGCUCGAGGCCUUUGGCAACGCCAAGACUGUCCGGAAUGACAACUCCUCCCGCUUUGGCAAAUUUAUCCGAAUCCACUUUGGAACCACGGGAAAACUGUCUUCUGCCGACAUUGAAACUUAUCUGCUGGAAAAAUCCAGAGUGACGUUCCAACUGUCAGCCGAGAGGAGCUACCAUAUCUUCUACCAGAUCAUGUCCAACAAGAAGCCUGAGCUCAUAGAGACUCUCCUCAUCACCACCAACCCCUAUGACUUCCCCUUCAUCAGCCAGGGGGAGAUCAGCGUGGCCAGUAUCAACGACAGCGAUGAGUUGAUGGCCACAGACAGUGCAGUUGACAUCUUGGGCUUCACUGCAGAGGAGAAGAUUGGCAUCUACAAGCUGACAGGUGCAGUGAUGCAUCAUGGGAACAUGAAGUUCAAGCAGAAGCAGCGAGAGGAGCAGGCGGAGCCUGACGGCACAGAGGUGGCUGACAAAGCAUCUUAUCUCAUGGGGCUGAACUCUGCAGACCUGCUAAAGGCACUCUGCUACCCCAGAGUGAAGGUGGGGAAUGAGUAUGUCACAAAGGGACAGACUGUUCAACAGGUCUAUAAUUCUAUUGGUGCCCUGGCAAAGUCCAUCUAUGAGAAGAUGUUUCUCUGGAUGGUGGUCCACAUCAACCAGAUGUUGGACACCAAGCAGCCAAGACAGUUCUUCAUCGGAGUGUUAGAUAUUGCUGGUUUUGAGAUUUUUGACUACAACAGUCUGGAGCAGCUGUGCAUCAACUUCACCAAUGAGAAACUGCAACAGUUUUUCAACCACCACAUGUUUGUCCUGGAGCAAGAGGAGUACAAGAAAGAGGGGAUCGAGUGGGAGUUCAUAGACUUUGGGAUGGACUUGGCAGCCUGUAUUGAGCUUAUUGAGAAGCCAAUGGGCAUCUUCUCCAUCCUUGAAGAGGAGUGCAUGUUCCCAAAGGCGUCUGACACCACCUUUAAGAACAAGCUGUAUGAUCAGCACCUGGGAAAAUGCAACAACUUCCAGAAGCCCAAGCCUGUCAAAGGCAAGGCUGAGGCCCACUUCUCCCUGGUGCACUACGCUGGAACAGUGGACUACACCAUCACAGGCUGGCUGGACAAGAACAAGGAUCCUCUGAACGGGACGGUGGUUCAGCUCUACCAGAAGGCUGCCUUGAAACUGCUGGUCUUCCUUUACUCCAGCUACUCCUCUAGUGAUGAAAACAGUGGAGCAAGCGGUGGAAGUGGAGGGAAGAAAGGAACUAAGAAAAAGGGCUCCUCCUUCCAAACUGUGUCAGCUCUCUUCCGGGAGAACCUGGGGAAGUUGAUGACGAAUCUGAAGAGUACUCACCCUCAUUUUGUCAGGUGCCUGAUCCCCAAUGAGACUAAAACUCCAGGAGUCAUGGAGAACCCACUGGUUAUCCACCAGUUGAGGUGUAACGGAGUGCUGGAAGGCAUCAGGAUUUGCAGGAAAGGCUUCCCCAGUAGAAUACUUUAUGGAGACUUCAAGCAGAGGUACAAAGUACUGAAUGCCAGUGUCAUCCCUGAGGGCCAGUUCAUCGACAACAAGAAAGCUGCUGAGAAGCUCCUGGGGUCGAUUGAUGUGGACCACACCCAGUACAAGUUUGGCCAUACCAAGGUGUUCUUCAAAGCAGGGCUCCUGGGUUCACUGGAGGAGAUGAGAGAUGAGAAACUGGCCUCCCUCAUUACCAUAACCCAGGCUGUGUGUCGGGGUUACCUCAUGAGGAGCGAGUACAGGAAAAUGAUGGAAAGAAGAGAGUCCGUCUACAUAAUCCAACACAACAUGCGCUGCUUCAUGAACGUGAAACACUGGCCAUGGAUGAAGCUGUACUACAAGAUCAAGCCGCUCUUGAGGAGCGCCGAGACGGAGAAGGAAAUGGCCACCAUGAAAGUGGAUUUCACCAAGUGCAAGGAUGACCUGGUGAAAGCUGAAGCCAAGAGGAAGGAGAUGGAAGCCAAAAUGGUUUCUCUGCUCCAGGAGAAAAAUGACCUACGCCUGCAAGUUCAGUCUGAAAGUGAAGGCUUGGCCGAUGCGGAGGAGCGAUGCGAGGGUCUGAUCAAAAGCAAGAUCCAGCUGGAGGCCAAGGCUAAAGAGCUGAGCGAGAGGCUGGAGGACGAGGAGGAGGUGAACGCUGAGCUGACCUCCAAGAAGAGGAAGCUGGAGGACGAGUGCUCCGAGCUGAAGAGGGACAUCGAUGACCUGGAGCUCACCCUGGCCAAGGUGGAGAAGGAGAAGCAUGCCACGGAGAACAAGGUAAAAAACCUGACAGAGGAAAUGUCCACUUUGGAUGAUGCGAUUGGCAAGUUAUCCAAGGAGAAGAAAGCCCUCCAAGAGGCCCACCAGCAAACACUAGACGAUCUGCAGGCAGAAGAAGACAAAGUCAAUGUUCUGACCAAAGCCAAGACCAAGCUGGAACAGCAGGUGGAUGACCUUGAAGGUUCUUUGGAACAAGAGAGAAAGGUGCGUAUGGAUCUGGAGAGAGCCAAAAGGAAGAUGGAAGGGGAUCUGAAGCUGACUCAGGAAUCCAUCAUGGAUCUUGAGAACGACAAGCAACAACUGGAGGACCGUCUUAAAAAGAAGGACUUUGAAUUCAGCCAGCUUGUGGCUAAAAUUGAAGAAGAGCAAAGUUUAGCUGUACAAGCUCAGAAGAAGAUGAAGGAACUCCAGGCCCGAAUAGAGGAGCUGGAGGAGGAGAUCGAGUCUGAUCGUGCUGCUAGGGCCAAGGUGGAGAAGCAGAGGGCGGAUCUCUCCAGGGAACUUGAGGAGAUCAGCGAGAGGCUGGAGGAGGCCGGAGGAGCCACCUCAGUCCAGAUCGAGAUGAACAAGAAGCGCGAGGCCGAGUUUCAGAAACUGAGACGGGACUUGGAGGAGUCCACCCUGCACCACGAGGCCAUCGCAGCCACCCUGCGCAAGAAACACGCUGACAGCAUGGCGGAGCUGGGAGAGCACGUCGACAACCUCCAACGAGUCAAACAGAAGCUGGAGAAGGAGAAAAGUGAAUACAAGAUGGAGGUUGACGACCUGGCCGGCAACAUGGAGACAAUGGCCAAAUCCAAGGCUAAUUAUGAGAAGAUGUGUCGGAGUCUGGAAGAUCAGUUGAGUGAACUCAAGGCUAAGCAUGAUGAGAACUCUCGUCAGAUCACCGACCUGAACACUCAUAGGGCCAGACUGCAGACUGAGAACGGUGAGUUUUCCCGCCGCCUGGAGGAGAGAGACGGGCUCCUCUCUCAAAUGUCCAAGGCAAAGCAAUCCUUCACUCAGCAAAUUGAGGACUUGAAGAGGCAGAUCGAAGAGGAAGCUAAGGCUAAGAACGCCCUGGCCCACGCUCUGCAGUCGUCUCGUCACAACUGUGAGCUGCUGAGGGAGCAGUUUGAGGAGGAGCAGGAGGCCAAGGCAGAGCUGCAGCGAAGCAUGUCCAAGGCCAACGGAGAGGUGGCCCAGUGGAGGACCAAGUACGAGACGGAUGCCAUCCAGAGGACCGAAGAACUAGAGGAGGCCAAGAAAAAGCUGGCCCAACGCUUGCAGGAAGCAGAGGAGGCUAUUGAGGCUGUGAAUGCCAAGUGCUCGUCCCUGGAGAAGACCAAACAGAGGCUGCAGGGAGAGGUGGAAGACCUCAUGGCUGACGUGGAGAGGGCUAAUGCUCAGUCGGCUAGCCUCGAUAAAAAGCAGAGGAACUUUGAUAAGAUCAUUGCAGAAUGGAAGCAGAAGUUUGAGGAGGGUCAGUCGGAGCUGGAAGGCUCUCAGAAAGAGUCUCGCUCCCUCAGCACUGAGCUCUUCAAGAUGAAGAACUCCUACGAGGAAGCCCUAGACCACCUGGAGACCCUGAAACGAGAGAACAAGAUCCUGCAACAGGAGAUAUCUGAGCUGACGGAGCAACUUGGGGACAAUGGCAAAGCCAUACACGAGCUGGAGAAGAAUAAGAAACAGACUGAGACUGAGAAGACAGAGAUCCAGACUGCUCUGGAUGAGGUUGAGGCAUCCCUGGAACACGAGGAAUCCAAAAUUCUUCGUGUCCACCUGGAGUUGACUCAGGUCAAAGGUGAGGUCGACAGGAAGCUGGCUGAGAAGGAUGAAGAGAUUGAGCAAAUCAAGCGAAACAAUCAGCAUAUUGUCGAAACAAUGCAGUCCACUUUAGACUCUGAGACACGUAGCAGGAAUGACGCCAUGAGGAUCAAAAAGAAGAUGGAGGCCGACCUCAAUGAGAUGGAGGUGCAGCUUAGCCACGCCAACCGACAGGCCGCAGAGGUCCAGAAACAGCUGAGGGGUGUCCAGGCACACUUCAAGGAUGUGACCGUUCACUUGGAUGACGCGCUGCGCAGCCAGGAGGAGCUGAAGGAGCAGGCGGCCAUGGCGGAGCGCAGGAGCGCCCUGAUGCAGGCGGAGGUGGAGGAGCUGAGGGCGGCUCUAGAGCAGACGGAGAGGAGCCGCAAGAUGGCCGAACAGGAGCUGGUGGACGCCUGCGAGAGGGUGGGACUGCUGCACUCCCAGAACACCAGUCUUCUGAACACCAAGAAAAAGCUGGAUGCAGAUGUUGCUCAACUGCAAGGUGAGGUGGAGGACGCCAUCCAAGAGGCCAGAAACGCAGAAGAAAAGGCCAAGAAGGCCAUCACGGAUGCGGCCAUGAUGGCAGAGGAGCUGAAGAAGGAGCAGGACACCUGCGGUCACCUGGAGAGGAUGAAGAAGAACCUGGAGGCCUCCGUCAAGGACCUGCAGCACCGCCUGGACGAGGCUGAGAACCUUGCUCUGAAAGGGGGCAAGAAGCAGCUCCAGAAACUGGAGACCAGAGUGCGUGAGCUGGAGGGAGAGCUGGAGGCCGAACAAAAGAGAGGAGCUGACUCUGUCAAAGGAGUGAGGAAGUAUGAGAGGAGAGUCAAGGAGCUCACCUACCAGACAGAGGAGGACAAAAAGACCGGCAUGAGGCUGCAGGACCUGGUGGACAAGCUGCAGAUGAAAGUGAAGGCCUACAAACGCCAGGCGGAGGAAGCCGGGGAGCAGGCCAACGCCCACCUGGCCAAGCUGAGGAAGGUGCAGCACGAGCUGGAGGAGGCGGAGGAGCGGGCGGAUAUCGCCGAGUCCCAGGUCAACAAGCUGAGAGCCAAGAGCAGGGACACUGGGAAGGCUGCUGAGUCUGAGUAGAAGACCUUGAAGACGUGGAGACCCUCACAGCUGUUGAAUACAAUUGCUAACAUACAGCUCAAAUUGUGUUUGUAGUACAGUAGUAUUGCAUAAUAUUGAUAACAAGCUGCUAAAACACUGUAUGUCAUGUAACAGUAUUUAAUAAUAGAUAACAUACAAUUAAAAUACUGCAUGUACUAUAACAGUAAUGAAUAAAAAAUGACAAACAGCUAAAAUACUAUAAGUAGUAUGAUAAUAUUGAAUCAUAUAGACAAUAUAUAGCUAAAACACAAUACGUACUGUUGCUUUGUAACAUUAAAUACAAUAGCUAACAUAACAUACAGCUAACAUUCUGUAUUUAGUACUGUUGUAUUGAAAGCAGUAACUAACAUACAACUAACUUAAAGUACUAUUCAAAGGGCAGUAGAACUGUAGUUCAAUAAAGA
Molecule: messenger RNA, 7523 nt
Organism: Hypomesus transpacificus
Lineage: Eukaryota; Metazoa; Chordata; Actinopteri; Osmeriformes; Osmeridae
Product: myosin heavy chain, fast skeletal muscle-like
Exons: 41
Coding region: 1279-7098 (1939 amino acids)
Cellular component (GO): myosin complex
Molecular function (GO): cytoskeletal motor activity; ATP binding; actin filament binding
Source: RefSeq, a predicted model, not a curated record